This is a messenger RNA of Ceutorhynchus assimilis (cabbage seed weevil), 2692 nucleotides long. The record is from the annotation of a GenBank genome assembly. NCBI's taxonomy places the organism in Eukaryota, Metazoa, Arthropoda, Insecta, Coleoptera, Curculionidae.
CUGAAUAUUUAGAAAAAUCUAAAUCUGCUGAAAAAGAUCAUCACAACAGUUUUGGUCAAGCCUCUUUAACACAAAAAGCCUUGGAUCUACGAGAAUAAUACAAAAGCGCAUCCUGCUUCGAGUCCUGUUAUCCUGUCGGAAAAUCCCGCUCCCGCCAUUCUUGAGGACAGCAACAGGACAAUCGGAAAAACGGAUCGAUUUCGGAUUUUUCUCUCAGACAAAUUUGCAAUCAGGAUGAUAAAUAGCGUUGCACCAGAGACUACCAAUGACCUCAAUGUCCGUAAAAUUGACCUUUUAACGCGUUUAAAAUUUAUCCACUUGAUAACAUACUGAAUUAUUUUGUAGGAAAACAUUCUUACUUACUGAAAAAUCUCAAUUACCCCAAUUUUCUUAGUACGCGUACUUCCUGAUAAAUGCAAGGCCGCACCACCACCCAAAAAGGUCGUACCUCCGUUUUAAAAGAAAAAACUAAUCGACCAUAUCAUUACAUGGCGAAAAAGUCAACUAUAUAUAAAUCACCCAACAUCUAAGAAAACAGUCAUUCAAACGAUUCAUUCUAAACUCAAACAAAAUGUCUAAAAUAAGUGUUUUUUAUUUUUGCUUGGUAGUGCUUAUUGGAAUUACACAAGAGGUUUUGUGCGACAACGAACCUCUUCAUACCAAACCUUUAUACCAAUACCGGUACCAAACUGAAGAUAUGAUGAAAACUUCAGCCUCAUCGAGACCAGUCAGAGGCUACCAUGUAGUUGAAGGAGGCUAUUAUCCAGAAGAAUCUGGCUCAAUAGGAUCUGGCCAAUACUACCGUCCAAUUGGUCAUAAUUUAGGAUAUGGAGGAGCAGGAAUUGGAUUAGGAUCUGGUGGAGCAGGAAUUGGGUUCGGUGCUGGUUUAGGAGGAUAUGGAAUAGGUCCAGGAGGAUUUGGUGGAGCUGGUUUUGGACUAGAACAACCAAUUGGUUAUCAACCUCAAUUCAUUGGUGGAGGUGGAAUUGGAGCUGCUGGAUUGGGUGGCUAUAUUUCACCAGCAGUCCAUCAUAAUCAUCAUGGAUAUGGCGGUGAAGAAGUUGAUAAAAGCGAAUUCAACAGUGGCAAAAAGAAUGUCGAAGAUGUUAAAUUUGAAAAAGCUCACGGUAAAAAAGGUGAAGAAGUAAAUCACGGACAGCAAGGGUAUUCCCAUGGAGGCCAAACAGUGCAAGAUGCUAAAGGGGAAAAUGGUUAUUACAGCAAUGCAGCCGGAGGCAAAAAAAUCAUUGAAGAUGGCAAACAGUACAACGGUGGUGAAAAUUUCAAUCAAGAAGGUAAAAAUGAAGCUGAAAACAAAUUGAAAAAGGGCCACAAAAAAGGACACGUAAUCAAAGGAUUCAAAUCUUCGCACCACAAAGACGAAACCGGCAAAACCGAAGAAUACUAUGACGAAGAACACGACGAAGGUGACAAUGUCGCAUUCAACGGCCAAUCUGGAGCUUUCGGACAAAAAGGACAAUCGUCCUACAAAGGAGGACACGAAGAUGGUAAAUUCAAUGAGCAAGAACACAAAAAAUCGGGACACGUCAGCAACCAAUACGCUGUCAGCAAAGAAACCGGAGACAAAGGCAAUUAUGGUGAAAAUAAAUAUGCUGGUGGCGGAUCAGUGUUUGGAGUUAAUAACGGUAUCGAUCAGCAAAGUUUGUUGGGACAUCAAGAGAAUUCUAGAUUCUUCAAGCACCAUCCUGUACCCUUUUACCAUCAUUGAUUCUGUUUAGCCAUUUAUUUAUUUUAUAUGUAUUUAGUGAUUCACCUAAUUUAUUUUAAUGUUUGCAAUAAACGACUUUAAAACAUAAUUUUUUAAGACAUUUAUUUAUUUAUACUUAAAUAAUUCCACAAUAUAGGGUUUCCCUUCAUUAACUGACAUAGUUUAUGAAGGGAUGUAAUAGUAUACAUAAAUACAAUCUAAAUUACACAUUUACAGUUAAUAUAAAGUAAAUAGAUGAGCAAAUAAAGGAGAUCGUAUAUUAUAUUUUCACAUAUUUUUAGGUGGAAAACUAUUUAUUAUGUCUUUUACAUGCAUGGAAUUUUUGUCUAAAUGCUAUAUUUUUUUUACAUAUAGGUACCACUAACAUCUAUUUUUUUAUUCACAGCAAAAAGUUUACAUUUAUAUAGCAGAAUGGGAUAAAAAAAACAAAAAUACACUUUUCAUUUUAAUAGGUCUGUUUAUGCAGAAAUCACAAACCAGUCAGAGUGAAUUUCAUUGGUUGAAACUAGUUUUUUGACCGUUUUCAACCAAUGACUGGUUUGUGAUUUCUGCAGAAACAGGCGUCUAAUAGCUGCCAAAUUAAUUUAAAUAUAAUUUGUUCUGUAAGGGGGUUUGUUUCAAGUUAUUGCACUAAAAUGUCAAGUAAAGUCUAUAGUAACUAUAAAAAGUAUAAUUAAAUAAAUAUAAAAUAAUGUUCAGUUCAAAUAAAAUUACACUAAAAAACUGUAUACAAUCCUUUGGUAAAAUGGCAUCGAUCAUGGAAAUGUCCACUGAUCAAAUUUAAAAAAAUAUAUAUAGAAAAUCAAGCAAACGCCUAUUAUUAUGAAUUUUAUUUGCUUGAUUUAUGUGACUAGAAAAAAUUAAUAUGUGAAGGUUUUGUGACUAGGAAAAAUAGCUAUAGCUUUUAGUUGAUCUACAGGAUCUGUUUGGUUACGAUACCGUUUCGUCAAUAGCACUCCCGCU